Molecule: messenger RNA, 1786 nt
Organism: Mangifera indica (mango)
Lineage: Eukaryota; Viridiplantae; Streptophyta; Magnoliopsida; Sapindales; Anacardiaceae
Product: BAHD acyltransferase BIA1-like
Exons: 2
Coding region: 344-1663 (439 amino acids)
Source: RefSeq, a predicted model, not a curated record
GAAAAUGGGAAGCUCCAGGGUGUUAAUGGAGCCACAUGCUGUCAUCACCCUGAUUGUAAGGUUCCCUUUCACCACAUCUUAUCAGGAAUGAACGAUUCAAAUCAAUCAACACUCAAAACUGAUAUGGGCUUACACCAUGAUUGCACGCAGAUAAGGCCAUUGCUGAUUUCGUACUGAAAAAAAGAAAGUUUCUUGAUUCUGCAGAAUCAUAGUUGCACUUACUUCAACACUUGGAACAAAAAGAAGCUCAUUUGGCAGUGACACUGCAUUAAUCAGGUUUAGGAAUAAAGAUUUAUAUUUGGCCGGUCUUAUUGACAAGGCCAAACCAUUGCAAAUUUCUAAGAUGGAUAAGCCAUUGGAGGUGGAGAUAAAGGGCACCACAGAAAUGAUCAAGCCAUCUUCUCCAACUCCCGAUCAUCUGAGAAACUUUAACCUCUCCCUUCUUGAUCAAAUUGUGCCUGUGGAAUACACAGCUGUGGUUCUUUUCUACACGGGCAAUGGGGAUGUUAAUAAUGCCGCAAAAAAAUCUCAACGUUUGAAGACUUCAUUAUCACGGACUCUCUCGAGCUUUUAUCCAUAUGCUGGGCGCAUUAAAGAUCAUAAGACGGUGGAAUGUAAUGACAAUGGAGCUGUAUUCGUUGAAGCUUAUGCAGAUUGUUGUUUAUCUGAUAUUCUUCAUAAACCUGAUCAAAAGUUUUUAAGAAAAUUCCUUCCGACUGAGAUUGAAUCUCCAAAAGCUGGCACAGGCCCGCUGCUUCUUGUUCAAGCAACUUUUUUCAAAUGUGGCGGAGUUGCUCUUGGAAAUUGCCUUUCACACAAAAUGGCAGAUGGAAAUACAACAGGUUUCUUCCUCACUAGCUGGGGUGCAAAUUCUCGCGGGUCUAAUAAGGCGUUGAUUCCUCUAUUCAUUGCAGCUUCUGGGCUUUUUCCACCUGAUCAUUCUUUGGCUCCUUACAUGGAUGUAAUCGGUUCUAAUUUUGUAACCAAGAGGUUUGUUUUAUAUGAAUCAAAGAUUGCAGCCCUUAGGGCUAAAGUUUCCAGUGCAAAUGUCCCUAAACCAACCCGUGUAGAAGCUGUAACAGCGCUCAUUUGGAAAUGUGUAACCACCGCCGCUAGGGCCAACCGGGGAUUUCCAAGGGUAUCUCAAACAUCACACUCUAUGAAUUUACGAAAAAUGGUGGUGCCGCCAUUGCCGAAUUAUGCAGCAGGUAAUAUUAUAGGGGACUUUCUGGCUCAAACAAAAGACAAGAAGCUAGAUUUAGAAGACUUGGUUUUAAAAUUAAGGAAAGGAAAGGAAGAAUUUCGUAAAAAGGGUCUUCAAAUUCUUCUAAAGAACAAAAGUCUGACAAACCCAGAAGAGUUAAGCAACGAAGUGGAAAAUGAACAUAAAGAUUUCUAUAUGUUCUCAGAUAUUAGUAGAUUUCCUGCAUACGAAAUAGAUUAUGGAUGGGGACGACCGUUAUGGGUGAGCGUUCCAAAUUACAGGCAUAAUAUGGUUAUGCUGGUGUCCACCAGCGAUGGCCUAGGGUUAGAAGCGUUGGUGACUUUGUGUCAAGAAGACAUGGCUUUGUUUGAACAUGAUCCAGAGCUGCUUGCAUUUGCAGAUUACAAUCCAAGUGCCUUGUCAGUACCAAAUCACUUAGGGUUUGUUUCACGUCUUUAGGAAUGAAGAUUAAUUAGCAAUUUCUUAAUUUCUGGCUGUUGGUUGAUCUUGACAUGGAUUAGUAAUUCUAUUUGAUUUUGAAUAAUGCUACAUGCACCCAUAUUUGAGUACCCAAUUGGUUAU